Wyeomyia smithii (pitcher-plant mosquito) is the source of this 2250-nucleotide messenger RNA. RefSeq lists its product as uncharacterized. Gene Ontology annotation, molecular function: zinc ion binding; nucleic acid binding. The transcript is spliced from 4 exons. Bases 1 to 2250 code for a protein of 749 amino acids. The record is from RefSeq and is a predicted model, not a curated record. NCBI's taxonomy places the organism in Eukaryota, Metazoa, Arthropoda, Insecta, Diptera, Culicidae.
AUGACGUAUCAAGCGAUUAUCGAUGUUUUGGAAAGACACUUUAAUCCGCAGCCUCUCGAAAUUAGCGAAAACUUCCGUUUCAAAUGCCGAAAACAGGGCGACAAAAAUGCCAGCUCGCCGGAUGAGACUAUCGACGAAUACCUCACUGCACUGAGGAGAAUUGCAGUGACAUGCAAUUUUGGUAAUUAUUUGGAGACCGCUUUGAGAAAUCAGCUCGUUUUUGGAAUGAAGAGUAACGACAUACGAGCACGGCUGCUAGAGCGACGACAGUUGACACUGGCUGAUGCAAGGGAUGUCGCAGUAGGUAUGGAAUUGUCACUCAAAGGUGGAGCUGGAAUAGAAGGAGCCUAUGCCAAACAGAAAGUACAUGCUUUACAUAACCAACAAGGUAAGGCUGAAAAUAAGAAAGUGGGUGGAUCAAGCCAGUCUAGUGGCAAACCCGCUACUGAUUUACAAUGCUACCGUUGCGGUGACAAAUCGCACUUAGCUAAAAAGUGCCGGCAUUUGAACACAGUGUGUUCUUAUUGCAAAAUUAAAGGCCAUCUAGAACGAGUGUGCAUGAAAAAAACUGCUGCGAAUAGAGGUGAGUCUAGCCGACAGGGUUCAAAACUAAGUACGGUGAAAGCCAGUCACAUUGACGUACGCGAAGGUCGUGAUGCCAAAAAGGCCAGUAGCGGUGACGUUAUAGUGGGAGAAAUAUGUAGUCCCGUUAGCAUAAUUAAUACCCAAUACUACGAUAAACACUUCCGGAAUAUUAAAUUGCGAAACAGUGACUUGAAUCUGGUUAGUUACUGCAACACAGAUAUACAAAUCAAGGGAGUGUUGGAUGCUGACGUGGAAUGUGACGUAACGAAAGAGCGUUUGCCUUUGUAUGUAGUAAAUUCGGGAAAACAUCCCCUGCUUGGCCGAGAGUGGCUUAAAGUAUUAGCGGUGGACUGGAGUUCUAUUUUGCAAUCUUCAGGGACAGUUCACGCGAUUAAUCCACUCAACAUUUCCAACGCCUUGAAUGAGCUUUUCGCAACAAUUAGGAUCUGCGGGGAUUAUAAACAAACGGUCAAUCCAAACUUAAAAGUGGAUCAGCAUCCACUGUCCACAGUAGAUGAGUUGUUCGCGUCGUUGGCAGGAGGUGAUAAGUUUUCUAAAAUUGAUCUGGUACAAGCGUAUCUCCAACUUGAAGUGGCCCCAGAAGAUAGAGAGAUACUGACGUUAAAUACACACCAUUUAAUCAUUUUACAAGGAGUUGACGGUGUAAGUGUGUUUUUGGAUGAUAUUAAAAUAACGGGCCCCAAUGAUGCGGUUCAUUUGAGUCGGCUUGAAGAAGUCUUGCGUAGGCUGGAUCAGUACAACAUUCGGGUUAAUAGAGCGAAGUGCGAAUUUUUGACGAACAAAAUUGAAUAUUGCGGAUAUCUGAUCGAUCGAGAAGGUAUUCAUAAGGUACAGAAAAAGAUGGAUGCCAUUCAGUUUAUGCCGCGACCGAAAAAUAAAGAUGAGGUGCGGUCGUUUGUCGGCUUCAUCAAUUACUACGGUCGCUUUUUCGAUAAUUUGAGUAUCAUGCUUUACCCGCUGAACAAUUUGCUCAAAGAAACGGUCGAGUUAAAAUGGACAGAAGAAUGUGAGCAUUCGUUUUACACGGUCAAACAACAAAUGCAGUCGGAAAGAUGCUUGGUGCAUUAUUCGCCAGAGUUACCCCUACUCCUGGCUACAGAUGCUUCACCUUACGGCCUAGGGGCUGUUCUAAGUCAUGUCUAUCCGGAUGGUUCCGAACGCCCAAUACAAUUCGCGUCACAGACGCUUAAUGCUACACAACAAAAGUACAUGCAAGUAGACCAGGAGGCUUACGCUAUUAUAUUCGGUGUCAAAAAGUACUUUCAAUAUUUGUACGGAUGGAGAUUUAUACUGGUUACGGACAAUCAUGCGGUUACGAAGAUCUUUAGCGAACACAAGGGCCUUCCCGUGAUGUCUGCAUUGAGGAUGCAGCAUUAUGCUGGAUGCAGAGAUGAACCAAAUCGAAACCCUUCCGGUGACAGCAAAGGAGUUUUUCGCAAGCUACUAGUGAGGACGAAAAUAUUCAAACGUUUCUCCAAGGUUUGCGGUAUGGACAAGCAGUUGAUGGGAAAGAUCGGUUUGGCAUCGAUCGAACGGAAUUUACGAUUCAAAAUGGAUGCUUGUUGCGAGGAAUUCGCGUGUACGUUCCGGUUAAGCUUCGAGAGCGUGUUCUUGCAGAGCUCCAUUCUACCCAUUUCGGUAUAA